GCAGGUGCAGGUGCAGUUCAAUCAUGUCAUGGUGGAGGUCUCGGUUGGUUCCUCUCCUCUGGCAUUUGCAUGUGCCCCUAACCAAAAGGCCCACUUGCCAACUUUCUUCCACUGCAUUUCAUUCCAUUCCAUGUUUCUCCUUUAAGUUAAGCUGUUUAAGCUUGAAUUAAUGUGAGAAAAAAAGCCCCCGUCCACAACCACCAAAGACACGAGAUCGAUGACCACUACUAGUCCAGCACCUUGCAGCAGCAGCACCACCACCACCAGCAGCCGUUCCUGGUCCAUAAGUGAGGACUCGCUUAAAAGGUAUGUGCAGUUUGCAAGCGAAAGCUGCAUUCAAGAAUUACUGUCUGCUUCCGACUCCAACAGACCCAACGACGGCUGGAAACCCCUCCUUACUCUUGGCAACGGAGUUGAGAUCUCCAAACGCAGGUCUGGAUCCUUUCACACCUUCCGCAGCCGCUGCCUCCUCACUUCUCUGUCACCCCAGCAAUUCAUUACCGUUGCAAACGCCAUUGAUGCUGCCAAGCAAUGGGAUCCUCAUCUUGUAGAAGCAAGGUACAUAAAAGAUCUUGGAGAUAACCUCAGCAUCAUCCGUCUCAGGUUUGGAGAUCAUUCAAAGCCCCUCUUUCGAAACAGAGAAUUCGUAGUCUACGAGCGACGUGAAACCAUGGAAGAUGGCACACUGGUGGUAGCAGUUGCUUCACUUCCAAAGGAGAUAGCUGCCGGAUUGGAACCAAAGCAAAAUAACGCCAUCAGGGGCCUGCUGCUGCAAUCAGGAUGGGUUGUUGAUAAGCUUCAAGGUCACUCCUGCAUGGUUACCUAUGUUGUUCAGGUUUUCUUGUCAUUGUUGAAUGAAAAUGCAGUUAGAUCCUGCCGGAUGGAUGCCGAGGUGCUUUGUCAAUCGACAUAACAACAGACUCGUUAUGAUCAUUGAAAAUCUAAAGAAACUGGCACAAGCCUCUCCUCCUACUGAUGCCCAAACAUCCUGAGAUCACUACUACCUACAUUGUACAAACUACAAAGCGGAGGAGAAACUUAAUCUCCCCUAGUUAUCCUUUAUUUUUUGGCAUACCCUAAUUAUCCUAGUUAAUAAUUAUGACGAUGCCAAUUCUCUGAUCCA
Malus domestica (apple) is the source of this 1123-nucleotide messenger RNA. RefSeq lists its product as uncharacterized. Gene Ontology annotation, molecular function: lipid binding. The record is from RefSeq and is a predicted model, not a curated record. NCBI's taxonomy places the organism in Eukaryota, Viridiplantae, Streptophyta, Magnoliopsida, Rosales, Rosaceae.